Molecule: messenger RNA, 963 nt
Organism: Prionailurus viverrinus (fishing cat)
Lineage: Eukaryota; Metazoa; Chordata; Mammalia; Carnivora; Felidae
Product: olfactory receptor 4F3/4F16/4F29-like
Exons: 1
Coding region: 1-963 (320 amino acids)
Biological process (GO): G protein-coupled receptor signaling pathway
Cellular component (GO): membrane
Molecular function (GO): olfactory receptor activity; G protein-coupled receptor activity
Source: RefSeq, a predicted model, not a curated record
AUGGCAGCCCAGUUGGCUGGAUCAUUGGAUGGAGGGAAUCGCUCGGUUGUGUCUGAGUUUGUGUUUCUGGGACUCACUCAUUCAUGGGAGAUCCAGCUUCUCCUCCUGGUGUUCUCCUCUGUGCUCUAUGUGGCAAGCAUGACUGGGAACAUCCUCAUUGUGUUCUCUGUGACCGUUGAUCCUCACUUGCAUUCCCCCAUGUACUUCCUACUGGCCAAUCUCUCUUUCAUUGACUUGGGAGCCUGCUCUGCCACCUCACCCAAGAUGAUUUAUGACCUUUUCAGAAAGCACAAAGUCAUCUCCUUUGGAGGCUGCAUCGCCCAGAUCUUCUUCAUCCACGUCAUUGGUGGUGUGGAGAUGGUGCUGCUCAUCGCCAUGGCCUUUGACAGAUAUGUUGCCAUCUGCAAGCCUCUCCACUACUUGACCAUCAUGAGCCCACGAAUGUGCGUUUUGUUUCUGGCUGCUGCCUGGGCCCUUGGUGUCAGUCACUCACUGUUCCAACUAGCAUUCAUUGUUAAUUUACCCUUCUGUGGUCCUAAUGUAUUGGACAGCUUUUACUGUGACCUUCCUCGGCUCCUCAGACUGGCCUGUACAGAUACCUACAGAUUGCAGUUCAUGGUCACUGUUAACAGUGGGUUUAUCUGUGUGGGUUCCUUCUUGAUACUCCUCAUCUCCUACGUCUUCAUCCUGUUUUCUGUUUGGAAACAUUCCUCUGGUGGCUCAUCCAAGGCCAUUUCCACCCUGUCAGCUCACAUCACUGUGGUCCUUUUGUUUUUCGGUCCAACCAUGUUUGUGUAUACAUGGCCACAUCCCAAUUCCCAAAUGGACAAAUUUCUUGCCCUGUCUGAUGCAGUCAUCACUCCUUUUCUGAAUCCAGUCAUCUACACGUUCAGGAAUAAAGAGAUGAAGGCAGCAGUGAAGAGAACUUUGAGACCAUUAAUGAUUUUUAGGAAGAUUUCAUAA